This is a messenger RNA of Siniperca chuatsi (mandarin fish), 5161 nucleotides long. RefSeq names its product SEC31 homolog B, COPII coat complex component (gene sec31b). Gene Ontology annotation, biological process: COPII-coated vesicle cargo loading; endoplasmic reticulum organization; intracellular protein transport. Gene Ontology annotation, cellular component: COPII vesicle coat; endoplasmic reticulum exit site. The transcript has 26 exons. The record is from RefSeq and is a predicted model, not a curated record. Bases 207 to 3866 code for a protein of 1219 amino acids. Gene Ontology annotation, molecular function: structural molecule activity; protein binding. NCBI's taxonomy places the organism in Eukaryota, Metazoa, Chordata, Actinopteri, Centrarchiformes, Sinipercidae.
AUGAGAAAUGUCCGUGUCGGCUACCGUAGCAUAGUGACAACACGGCAAAGCACUUUGGUCGGAAUCUGCCUGCGGCUUAGCGGCUAGCUUGGCUAAUAAGUAACUCCUCAGUUUGUUGUGGAUGCGGACAGUCAGGCUGUGAUAUAUACAGUUGACUGGAGUCGGUUCGUCUGUCCAGGACUUGAAUCUUGUGACGUUAGAGGAAUAUGAGGCUGAAGGAGAUCCAGAGGACUGCCCACCAGGCGUGGAGUCCUGCCGCACACCAUCCUAUCCACUUGGCCUUAGGAACAUCAGCACAACAGCUUGAUGCCUCUUUCAACACCACAGCUGCCCUAGAAAUAUUUGAGGUGGAUUUUUCUGACCCAUCUCUGGACAUGCAGCUCAAGGGGUCAUUACCCACCGCCAACAGGUUGCACAGUAUCGUAUGGGUGAAUUUUGGAAUGGGAGCAGAUGGUACUGGAGGGAGACUGGUUGGUGGCAGUGAAAAUGGCACAAUAACUGUUUAUAACCCAGAGGCCAUAAUGAGCUCCGGAGAAGAUGCUGUAGUGGGACAGUCUAACAAACACACAGGACCCAUUCACGCACUCGAUUUCAACCCUUUUCAGAGUAAUCUCCUCGCAUCAGGAGCAAAUGAUGCAGAGAUAUAUAUCUGGGAUCUGAACAACUUUAGCAGUCCAAUGACACCAGGAACAAAGACACAGCCCACUGAAGACAUCACUGUUGUGUCCUGGAACAGGCAGGUUCAGCACAUCCUGGCCUCUGCCACCCCCAGUGGGAAAGCAGUUGUGUGGGACCUGAGAAAGAACGAGCCAAUCAUCAAGAUCAGUGACCACAGCAACAGGAUGCACUGUUCAGGAAUGCUCUGGCACCCUGAUGUGGCCACUCAGUUGGUGUUGGCCUCUGAAGAUGACCGACUGCCAGUCAUCCAGAUGUGGGACCUCCGUUUUGCCACAUCACCCCUUAAAGUCCUUGAGAACCACACAAGGGGAAUUCUGUCCAUAUCCUGGAGCCAGGCUGACUCUGAGCUCCUACUGAGUAGUGCUAAAGACAACAGGAUCCUCUGCUGGAACCCAAACACUGGAGAGGUCAUUUACGAGCUUCCAACAACAAACCAGUGGUGUUUUGAUGUCCAGUGGUGCCCCAGGUAUCCAGCCCUGCUUUCAGCUGCUUCAUUUGAUGGGAGAAUCACUGUCUACUCUGUGAUGGGAGGGAGCUUGAAGGCUCAGCAGCAAAGCACAGCUGAUAAGAUAUCCUCCUCAUUUGAUACAAUGGAUCCCUUUGGUACAGGGCAGGUGCUGCCUCCCCUGCAAGUUCCUCAGCCUGCCGUGCAGGACACCAUUGUUUCCCCUCUGAAGAAGCCACCGAAGUGGGUGCGCAGGCCAGUGGGGGCUUCCUUUGGUUUUGGUGGAAAGCUGAUAACCUUUGAGAAUCCCAAACAGCCUCCAGUGCAGAGCCCCCAGCCCGUCCCCAGACAAGUAUUUGUGAGUCAGGUUACCACGGAGACAGAGUUCCUCCAGCGCUCCAGGGAGCUGCAGGCGGCGCUGCAGUCGGGCUCCUUCAACAACUACUGCCAGGCGAAGAUUCAGAACGCCAAGUCAGAUGCUGAGCAGGACAUAUGGAAGUUCCUUCUGGUCAACUUUGAGGAUGAAGCCCGUGUUAAAUUCCUCAGACUUUUGGGUUUCAACAAAGAUGAAUUGGAGAAAAGGAUUUCAAAAUGUCUGGGGAAGAGUUUUCAGUACAAUGGACAUGGAGUAGAUGCCAAAGAUCUGGCAGAAAAGAUGCAGCAACUCUCCACUGAGAGGUCUGAUGAAUCCGUUGAUGCGAGAACUUCGGGUUCUGUUUCACCGGCAGACUUCUUUAGUCAAACCCCAAAGGACAACUCCAACUUCCAGAUCCCCAUGUCAUGUGAUACCGAUGGUUUGAUAAGCCAGGCGCUGCUGAUUGGUAACUUUGAGGGAGCUGUGGACCUGUGUCUGAAUGAUGGUCGUUACGCUGAAGCCAUCCUGUUGUCUAUCAGUGGAGGAGAGGAGCUACUCAAGAAAACUCAGCAAAAAUACCUAAGCAAGCAAAAGAGCAGCAUUUCAAUGCUUAUAUCAUCAGUGGUAACCCAGAACUGGAGAGACAUAGUGCAAAGCUGUGAGUUGGACAAUUGGAAGGAGGCUCUCGCUGCUCUGCUGACCUACGCUCACCCUGAAGAUUUUGCCCGUCUGUGCGAUACCCUUGGAGGCCGGUUGGAGCAUGAGGGGACAGAGAAGCGCUGCCUGCAGGCCUGUCUGUGUUACAUCUGCUCUGGGAACAUUGAGAAGCUAGUGGAGUGCUGGGCUUUGCAUAGAGACAGCUCCUCCCCUCUUGGUCUGGAGGAUCUGGUUGAAAAAGUAAUGAUGCUGCGUAAGUCAAUCGAACGCCUCCGCAACAGUGAGGUGGCAGUCCAGAGCCCCAUUCUGGCCGAGAAGCUGACCUGCUAUGCUGGCAUACUGGCUGCAGAGGGCAGUCUGGCCAUUGCCAUGACCUACCUGCCUGAGAACUCAGACCAACCUGCGAUCACGAUGCUGAGAGACAGGCUGUUCCACGCUCAGGGAGAGGCUGCCAUUGGACAACAGCCUCCAAACUCCUUCAACAGAGUCAAUGUGUCCACAGCCAAGCCCACUCCUGCUGCCCAGACUCCUGCACCAAAAGCACAAGUUAUGAGUCAGUACCAGCCUUCCCAGAUGGCUGCCCAACAGCAGCCUCCUAUGCCGUCGGUUUUUACCCCACAAGCUGCUCCAACCAACACCGGGCCUGGUCUCCCACCUUCUUCUCAUGUACUGCCGCCCAGUGCGACCCGCCCUGCCAUGAGGCCUUCCUACCCCCAACAUCCUGCUCCGGCUCCAGGUUUCCUUCCUCAUCAGCCAUUCCAGCCUCAGCCUAUGCCCAUUGGCGGGCCCUCCGCCUUCCCUCCUCCAGGUCCCUCUAUGCCAGCUGCUAACUUAUCAGGACCUCCACUACAGCCUUCAUCAUCCACCCAUGGAGGCAUGCCCCCCAUGCCCAGCCCCGGGGUGCCACCGUCAAGCUUCAUGCCAUCUACCUCUUUACCCUCAGGCCCGAUGCCACCCACUUCCCAGCAUGGAGCCCCAGUUCCCAUGUACCCAGGGGGCCUCCACAACCACGGGCCUGCUUCCCCCAUGUCAUCUGGUCCCUAUGCCCCUUUCGGAUCAGGGUAUCCACAGGGAGGACCCGGGGCUCCUGCUGUAAAGCCCUUCUCAGCACCUGCUGUUGCCCCUCCUCCUACAGGAUACUUUCCCUGGCUGAAUACCCAGUGUGACCACCAAGGACCUCAGGAAGGCUGGAAUGACCCACCAGCAGUACGAGGUGGACCCAGGAAGAAGAAGGUCCCUGAUAACUACACUCCACCAGCCCCCAUCACUGCCCCUGUGAUGGGAUUCCCUGUGGAGGCCCCUCAGCCCCAUGACCAUGCCCAAGUCCCCCCUGGCGCCCCUCAGGAGCCCAGUGUGCAGCUCCUCCAGCAGCUACCAGCAGAGAGGGUGGAGCAGAAAGAAAUCCCCGCUGAACACAUGGUCCUCAAAUCCACCUUUGACAGCCUGGUGCAGCGCUGCCAGCUAGCAGCAAGAGACCCACAAACAAAAAGGAAACUUGAUGAUGCAGCCAAACGUUUGGGAUACCUGUAUGACAAGCUGAGAGAGCAGUCGCUCACUCACAACAUCCUGAACGGGCUCCAUGAGAUCAGCCGCUGUGUGGCGAGCCAAAACUACCAGCGGGGUCUGGAGGUCCACACCCAGGUGGUCAGCAGCAGCAACUUCAGCGAGAUCUCCGCCUUCAUGCCCAUCCUCAAAGUGGUCAUGACUAUUGCCAACAAGCUGGCCGUCUAACACCCGGCAGACACCACCAACCAGACUUCAGUGUUAUCAUAUUGUUAUAUAUGUAUUUAUUUCUUUUUGACCCGAUGAUGUGCUUUGAUAAUAAGAAUAAUUACUGAUGAUAUUGCAGAUUGUGGUCUUCAUCUCUCCAUACAUAUUCCUUCCUAGAGGACUCGGCUGAUUUGGGCAGUGAGGUGGAUUUUUGUAGAGAUUUGUCUUAUGUUGCUGUGGUAAUUUUACGAUAAGAUGAAUGUAUUCUGAAAGUUGUGAUUCUGUGUAAAUUCAACAGUUAACGAAAUAUACGAAGCAAGUGGUGCAAAGUUUGAGGCGGUGUUUGUACAAGUAGGUGCAUUUUCAUAGUCCACAUUACGCUCAACACACAUGCAUAUUUUUCCUCUCACUCCGGCAGUUGUUGAAAAAGUUCUGAUUGAAUACAUGAAGUACUGCAACUGCAGCAACAAAACAUCUGGGACAAGCAGCUCCUACAUCUAAGAUAGGGGGAAAAUCGUGAGAAUAAAAUUUGGGUUGCACUUACUAUCUAUACUGUCGGUGUAGUUUGUUCGAGGGAGAAACAGACUGAUACUCAUUUUCUUUUUACUGAGCGUGUUUCAUUCAACUACAAGCAUCAAGAUCAUUUGAAAACACUGUAAAUAAAUACUGAUUGUUCUCUUCACCUGCUGUAACAGAUUGUGUUCAGUUGAUUGUGCCAUGAGGGGUAUUUUGGGCCAAAGCACUGCAGAAGAAUGCCACAAAGUGAUUGUCAAUUUACUGUUUAUUCUUUCUCUCCCCCCCCCCCCUAAUUUUGUGUUAAUUUAGCCCUGUUAGCGCUGAUAUUCCCUGUUCAGCUCACAUGAAUGACUGAAUCUUUUUUCUUUUAACUCUCAGACUUGCAUCAGUGUGCAUGUUAACUCCUUCACUCACUGCUGAGUUCACAUGGCAGCUCAUAAACAAAAAUUACAUUAAUUUAUGUUGAACUGCGAAAGAAUCCUCCAUGUUAGCCACUCCCUCAGUUACCCAGGCUACAUCUUAUCCUUUUGUAACUCCGAAUUAUUUUUUUCUUUUUAAAUCAAGAGUUGUUUUAGAUUAGAUCAUACAAUGAUACCAACUUAAAUGAAAUGACAAUGAAAACAUGCUAUUCUGAGGUUUGUAGCUGGACAUAAAGCUGGAUAGUCUGGUGUAUCAUGGCAGCAGAAGGCAGUAAAAAGUACCUCUGUGCUCAUUUUGGUUGCACAGACAUUUAUACAAUCCAUGUUGCUUACUUUACUCAUUGUGGUAUCUUUUUUCAAAUAAAAUUUCACUUCAACGGU